UUAAACCUUAGACCAGUGAAGCCAACCAUUAGACUAACUGACAUAUCCUCAACCAUCCUCAAUUCCUCACAAUUAAUAAGAUAUUGAAAAAGUUAGCCAUAACCAAAGCUCACUGAUGAAAAUAGCACACAACUGACAGAUUAUCUGGCAAUCUCAAACGUAAAAUGUUUCCGGUUUUUGCAUUACUUCUUUACAUAUUUCCAAUUGGUUUACAGUACUGCUCUGCCAUAGAUAUAAUCACACCCACUCGAUUCCUAAAAGACCCACAAACAAUAGUCUCCGAUAAUAGCCUUUUCACACUAGGAUUUUUCAGCUUCCCCAACACUUCAAACCGUUAUGUCGGCAUCUGGUAUACUCACCCUACUGCAAAGGAGGUCAUAUGGGUAGCUAAUAGGAACAAACCCCUUACGGAUUCAUCUGGUGUGCUAAAGUUAUCCGUUGAUGGGAAUCUACAAAUUUCUAAUGCACGAAAUGAAACACUUUGGUCAUCGAAUGUCACUCAUCCAGGAGCAAAUUUCUCAGUGGCUCGGCUUUUGGAUUAUGGGGACCUUGUUGUCCAAGGAUUUUCAUCCAAUGCGACUCGUGAAAAUGGGACACUCAUAUGGCAAAGUUUUGAGCAUCCAACAGACUCUGUUUUACCAAAUAUGAGGUUUACUCUCACACCAAAUUCAGAUUUGAGACAGGUCCUACAAGCUUGGACAGGCCCUUCAGACCCAUCAGAAGGAAGAUUCUCCAUAGGCACUAAUUCUUUAGGCCUUUUCCAGAUUAUUAUCUAUGAUGGAGAUCAGCCAUACUGGCGAAGCGGCCCAUGGAAUGGCAACAUUUUUAUAGGGACAAGAUACCAUAACACUGGCUAUGGUAAUAUCUUGGUCAAUACUGGGUCAUUCACACAGCAAGAAGUUGGAGGGAUGCUUUCCCUGAUUUUUGCUGGUGCGAAUCAGACUUUGUUGUCGCAUUAUGUAUUAACUCAUAAAGGUAUAAUAGCUCAAAGAUGGUGGGAUAGUAGCAAUAAGAACUGGGAGGUCUCAUGGCAUGCCCCAGAAAAAGAAUGUGACACUUUUGGGAAGUGUGGAGAAUUUGGGAAUUGCAAUCCACAGACUAAACCUAUGUGCAGCUGCUUGAAAGGAUUUGAGCCGAAAAACAAGGAGGAAUGGACACGUGGAAAUUGGACAAGCGGGUGUAAAAGAAGAAAGCAACUGCAAUGUGGUAAAGCUGGUGGAGGACAAGAUGGGUUUCUGAGAUUACAAAUGAUGAAAGUUCCAGAAAAUGCCGAGUUGAAUGUGGGAUUGAACUUAGAUCAGUGCAGAAGUGCGUGCUUAGCAAAUUGCUCUUGCCUGGCUUAUGCAUAUGAUACUCAAAUCACAUGCUUGACAUGGAGCAGAAAUUUGAUCGAUGUAGCAGACCUUUCCCCUGGUGGAGUUGACCUCUACCUCCGUCUUCCACAAUCCGAACUAGAUGACAAAAAAAAAAUCAAGACAAUCAUCAUAGUGAGUGUAAUUUGUGGAACAGUUGUAGUUGCUGCUAUUAUAUGGCUGCUGUGGAGGUUCCUAUGCAGGAGAUCUCGGCCCAAGGAUGAAGUGCCACCACUCACAAAAUCUGGAAAGCAACGGGGAACUGUAGAUGCAUUUGGGAUUGGAGACAAAAGCAAUGUCAAAAUUGAUGACUUGCAAAUAUUGAAAUUUGAAAAGCUGGUUGAAGCAACAGACGGCUUCAGUGAGAGUAAUUUACUCGGAGCUGGUGGAUUUGGUCAAGUAUACAAAGGAAAGCUGAAAGAUGGACAAGAAAUAGCAGUUAAAAGACUAUCAAAAGCAUCUGGACAAGGCACAGAGGAGUUCAUGAAUGAAGUUGCACUGAUUUCAAAACUUCAACACCGAAAUCUAGUCAAAUUGCUGGGAUGCUGUGUUGAAGGAGAGGAAAAAAUGCUGAUAUACGAGUACUUGCCAAAUAAAAGCUUGGACGCAUUUCUAUUCAAUCCAGAGAAACGUGAGUGUUUAGACUGGCAGAAACGCUACAACAUCAUUGAAGGGAUAUGUCGAGGCCUACUUUACCUGCACAGAGAUUCAAGACUAAAGAUUAUCCAUAGAGACCUCAAAGCAAGCAAUAUUUUGCUAGAUAAAGACCUCAAUCCAAAAAUAUCAGACUUUGGUAUGGCUAGAAUUUUCGGAAACAACCAGGAUCAAGCUUGUACUGAGAGGGUAGUUGGAACAUAUGGUUACAUGUCUCCGGAGUAUGCAAUGGAAGGCCACUUUUCUGAAAAAUCAGAUGUUUUCAGUCUCGGAGUAUUACUGAUUGAGAUAUUAAGUGGACAAAAGAAUAACAACUUCUGGUAUCAGGAGGAAUCCCUGGGUCUGUUAGGAUACGCUUGGAAAUUGUGGAACGAGAACAAUAUCAUCUCUCUAAUCGAUCCAUCGAUUUCUAGUACAAGCUUCCAAGGUGAAAUAAUAAGGUGCAUGAAUGUGGGGCUAUUAUGUGUGCAAGAAUUUGCCAAAGACAGGCCAAAUAUUUCAACAAUCAUCUCCAUUCUUGUGAGAGAUAUUAUGGAUCUUCCAAAGCCAAAACCACCAGUAAUGUUUGCUCAACGCCAUAUAUCAUCUGAUACAGGGUCAUCUCAGUUCACUGAACAAACUUCUUCCACAAAUUAUGUUACUAUCACAACUUUGACUUCCCGAUAAUGUAUGUCCUAAAAGAGAAUAAAAUGACCUUCAAUGUAUUAAUUCUGGAUGAACAAGUAGACAUGUCCAUGUUCUCACCCUUUGAAUUUAGCUUGCCAUAUUCUUUAUCAGAUCAAAGACUUCUACAUCAUCCUUGUUAAAUUUAGCACCAUGUAAAAGCUGCUUAGUAAAUAACAAGGUUAUUGAUGUAAACUAGUGGUCAAAAUUUUGGUUUUUAUAGUAUCAGUUCUUUUCGCAA
Messenger RNA from Amaranthus tricolor (Joseph's coat), 2910 nucleotides. RefSeq names its product G-type lectin S-receptor-like serine/threonine-protein kinase At1g11330. NCBI's taxonomy places the organism in Eukaryota, Viridiplantae, Streptophyta, Magnoliopsida, Caryophyllales, Amaranthaceae. Gene Ontology annotation, biological process: recognition of pollen; protein phosphorylation. The transcript has 6 exons. Bases 165 to 2672 code for a protein of 835 amino acids. Gene Ontology annotation, molecular function: ATP binding; protein serine/threonine kinase activity. The record is from RefSeq and is a predicted model, not a curated record.